UCUCUGAGAGAGAGAGAGAGAAAGAGUGGUUCCCUGUUUCCCCGUCUCAAGUCCCUUAUUUUUCUUCUCUUAUUUGAAAAAAUCCUUCUCUUUCUUUCUCUCGUCUUUUUCUCUGUCUCUGCUCCUCUCUUUCCCUGUUUAGAGAGAGGUAACAGGCAAAAUGGGGUUAUGGGUUCAUUCCAGUUUCCUUGUUUCAUCGUCAUUGUUCAUGGUUUUGGGUAUUGUUUACCAAGGAAAUGCGGCUGCCUAUGGCCCUGUCUCUGGAUGUGAUUUCUUUACAGGCAGGUGGGUUUUUGAUCCGUCUUACCCUCUGUACUCCGCGUCUGCUUGCCCUUUCAUUAAGAGAGAGUUCAGUUGCCAAAAAAAUGGACGCCAAGACCUGAUUUACACACAGUAUAGAUGGCAGCCUCUUGAUUGCACCUUGACAAGAUUUAAUGCAUUCAACUUCCUAGAAAAGUUUAGCGGGAAGAGCAUAAUGUUUGUGGGGGACUCUCUAAGUCGAAACCAAUGGCAAUCCUUGACAUGCAUGCUUCAUUCUGCAGUUCCCAAUGCCGAAUUCAACAUUACUAGAGUAGGAGAUGUCUCCACAUUUGAAUUCCUGGAUUAUGGAGUUAAGGUAAUGCUUGAUCGCAGUGUGUAUCUGGUAGAUGUUGUGAUGGAAAAGAUUGGGAGGGUCUUGAAGCUUGACUCAAUCGAAGGAGGCAAGCUAUGGAAAGGAAUUGACAUGCUUAUCUUCAAUACUUGGCAUUGGUGGAACCGUCGCGGACCCACUCAACCAUGGGAUUUCAUUGAAGUAGGAGGAGUAAUUAAGAAAGAUAUGGAUCGGAUGCUUGCUUUCGAAACAGCUCUCAACACAUGGGCUAGAUGGGUGGAUGCCAACAUUGAUCCUGCCAAAUCUCUUGUCUUUUUCCAGGGAAUUUCUCCAUCUCAUUACAAUGGAUCAUCUUGGAAUGAACCCAAGGCAAAGAACUGUCUAGGGCAGAAGCAGCCAUUGCUUGGUACAACAUAUCCAGGAGGUUUACCACCAGCUUUGGAUGUGCUGAAGAAGGUUUUAAGCACAGUGAAAAAACCUGUUAAGUUGCUAGAUAUAACCAUGCUCUCGUUGCUACGCAAAGAUGGACAUCCUUCAAUGUAUGGGCUUGGAGCACCGUUAGGAAUGGAUUGCAGCCAUUGGUGUCUUGCAGGAGUUCCAGAUACUUGGAACGAGAUUCUUUACAAUCUUAUUCUUUGAACAUCGAUUUGUUAACGUGAACUAAUAAUGUCAUAAUGAUGAUCAAGUGCUCAUUUGAUUCUUACCUCACUAUCGGCUCAUCACACAGAGCUCAUGUGAUGGGCUAGAGGCCAACGUGUAAACUCUCACUUACAAAUUUAGUUCCUCUUUUCCUUAAUCCGAAUCCAUUAAUAUUAUUUGAUAUUAA
Molecule: messenger RNA, 1418 nt
Organism: Theobroma umbraticum
Lineage: Eukaryota; Viridiplantae; Streptophyta; Magnoliopsida; Malvales; Malvaceae
Gene: TBL41
Product: TRICHOME BIREFRINGENCE-LIKE 41
Cellular component (GO): Golgi apparatus
Molecular function (GO): O-acetyltransferase activity
Source: RefSeq, a predicted model, not a curated record